Messenger RNA from Spirodela intermedia, 390 nucleotides. The record is from the annotation of a GenBank genome assembly. NCBI's taxonomy places the organism in Eukaryota, Viridiplantae, Streptophyta, Magnoliopsida, Alismatales, Araceae.
AUGGCCGCCAAGACGGCGAUUGCCGCCCUGUUCCUCGCCGCCGCGGUGGCGGAGUACGCUACCGUGACGGUGGCGGACGCCUCGACGGAGUGCCCGUACCCCUGCCUGCCGCCGCCCACCGGGGUCACCUACUACCCGUCGCCGCCGCCGCCGCCGCCGCCGCAGCAGCCGUUUCCCAACUAUUAUUACUCUCCGCCGCCGCCGUCGACGCCGUACACGCCGGGGAUAAACGUGCCGGGGGUGAUGCCGUACUUGCCGGCGGCGCCGCCGCCGCCCAGCCAGAUCGUGCCCUACUUCCCUUUCUACUCCCGGAAUUCGGGCUCGGCGCUUCUCCGGCUUCCCACGGCCCUCCUCAGUUGUAUCAUUACUCUGGGGUUCUUCCUUCUGUAG